AUGGAGGGGUGCCGCGGCGCCGAGGGUGACAGGGCUUCUGAGACCUCAUCCUUUGUAGAGGAUGAGGAAGAAGAGGAGGAGGAGGAAGAGGAGGAGGAAGAAGAAGAAGAGGAGGAGGAGGAAGAGGAGGUGGCAGCUGUGGAUCAGGAGGAAGCAGAGGAGCUGACUAACAGUUUAAAAGAUCUUAUCCAAAAUGAAGAUGUGAAACCCAAGCUGCAGUACAUCAUGACUAACCCUUCCUUUUCUAUGAUAACAGUUCAAAGUGAAGACAGUGGGAUAACGUGGGAAACUAGUUCGAGCAGAUGUUCAACUCCCUGGGCCUCAGAAACUAGUACAACUUCUGAUCUUUACAGUAUGGAAAGUUCACCAGUGGGUUCUCCUCCAGGAAAAGUAAUCUUUAUUAUGGAUGAAGGUAAGAUAAUACGGAAAAGGAAGCGCAAAUCUUCAAAUAGGAUGCCAAUGGCUACAAGCCUGAAGCGAGGCCAGGGCACUAAAAAACGUGACUCUUCUGGAAUGCAGAGACAAGAACCAAGAGCUGUUCUACAAGAUGUGCAGGCCUCUGUGUUGAACGUUGAACAGGUAGAAGCACAAGACACAGAUGAGGAAAUGUUGGGUGACAAAGAAGAUCUAGAGAACAUUGCAGAAGAGCCAGUAAAACGUGCUCCAAUAAGAUCAAUAUUUAGAGAGAGCAGACUGAGAAAAGUGGGGCCGAUCCUUGGAGGACCAGUACAAGCUAGAAUCCAGCUGUUCAACUCAAUUUUUGGAGGGACUGAGCCAGUCCCUGAAACAGGGGAGAAAACCAGAAUCCAGAGAAGUAGCUCAGUUUCAGGAGAUUCUGAACAUUUCCUUGAAACAUCAGUAAAAGAAAGAUUGCAGAAGUUCAGUUCACUUUCUGAAGGAACACACCCAAAACCUUUCCAGAGAGGCUUCAGUAGAAAUCUUGAAACACCCUCAGAGAGAAGAAGGAAGCAAAGACAACAAUCCACAGCACAAGCAACUCAAAGCUAUUCUUCACCAACAACACUUCCUGAAAAACAGCUUGCUAAUAAAGAGGAUGUUUCGUAUGAAAAUAUUAAACCCACUAAAAUUAAAGAUAAACCAGGCAGAUUUUCAAGCUUUGGUGCAGAAACGACUCUUCAAGAUGAAGAAAUAAAAGACAGACAACCUCUUCUGGAGGCUCCAGAUCAGGCAUCAGUACAUCCACUGAAGUCCUGCCCUCCUGAAGAAACUAGGAAGCAGCAAAGCUACUCACCUGUAGCCAAAACAUUAAUAACAGACCAAAGAGCCUCCAUUUCAUUGGAGCCUAAUGAUAAAUCAGAGAAACAAGUGCAGCUUCCCUCAGCUGAAAAUACAAACAAGAAACCAGACAAAUCCCUGCUGACAGGAUCAGAUUAUGUGACUGAACUAAAAGAGGACGAAAUUCAGCCCAAUGCUGCACCACAGUCUGUUUCAGCAGAUUUUGUUAAUGAAUUAGACAGACAAAGUACCCAACCUAUGUUGCCUGCAGCAUCCAUGUCAGAGCAUCCUGAGAGGGAAGCUCAGAAGUCAGGAGUUCAGUCUUACUUACCUAGCUCUCCACCAGCCAAAUCCAAAUAUUCCACUCUAUCUGAAAUAAGACAGGAAGACGUUGUUCCUCAGUCAUUAGAAACUGCACAAUCUGAGUCUGAACAUAUGCUUUUACCACAUUCUGUAGAAGAAGCAGAGAAGCAAGAAACUGAGUGCCGCUCAUCAACAACUGCACUGUCAGAAACUGAGUCUUCAGGUCUCUUGUAUUCUGCUAAAAAAAAAAGGGAUCAAAAGACCCUAUCACCAGAAACCCAAAGUGUUCACUUAGCGAAGCAAGCAAAAUCAAAACAAGACUUUUCCUCAUCCCUUCAGGAAACAGAGGAGGAAGGAACUCAGCUAAAUCCACCUAUUCCUGAAAAGAUAGAUUCUAAAUAUUUUGGCAUUUCAUAUCCUAUUCACAAAGAAACAGAAAAAAAUCAGAAAACUUCAGCUGUAAAUAAAGCACUAGAUUCCGAACACCCUGAUUUUUCCAUUGAACAAACCAAAGAAGCAGAGAGUGAACAAAUGGAGGUGAAGCAUCCAGACUUCUCAUAUUCCAGCAACAAAAUUGGGGAAUCAGAGAGAACACAGAUGGAGACAGAGCAUCUGGACUUUUCUUUUUCCAAGGAAGAAGUGGAGGAAUUAGAAGAUGCACAGGUAGAGAUGGAGCAUCCAGACUUUUCUUUUUCCAGGGAAGAAAUGGAGGAACCAGAAAAUGCACAACUGGAGGCCAAACAUCCAGAUUUUUCACAUGCGAGGGAAGAAAUGGAGGAAUUGGAGAGUACACAGCUGGAGACCAAGCAUCCAGAUUUCUCAUAUUCCAAGGAAGAAACAGAGGAAUCAGAGAGUGCAGAAUUGGAGACAGAAUACCCAGAAUUACUUUUUUCCAUGAAAGAAACAGUGGAAUCAGAGAGGGCCCAAGUGGAGAAAGAGCAUCUGGAUUUUUCAUACUCCAAGGAGGAAACAGAGGAACUGGAGAGUGCCCAGCUGGAGAUAGAGCAGCCAGAUCUCUCUUAUUCCAUGGAAGAAACAGAAGAAUCAGAGAGUGCACAGCAGGAGAUGGAGUACCCAGACUUUUCUUUUUCCAGGGAAGAAAUAGAGGAAUCAGAACACACACAGCUGGAGAUAGAACAUCCCGAUUUCCCAUAUUCCAGCAACGAAACUGGAGAAUCAGAAAGUGUACAGCUGCAGAUGGAGCACCCAGAUUUCACAUAUUCCAGAGAAGAAAUGAUGGAAUCAGAGAGUGAACAGCUGGAGAUGGGUCAUCCAGACUUUUCUUUAUCCAGGGAAGAAGUGGAGGAAUUGGAAAAUGCACAGCUGGAAAUGGAACAUCAGACGAUUUUGUUUUCCAGGGAAGAAACAGAAGAACAAAAAUCUGUUCCUUUUGAACUGGAACAGCCAGAGUCUUAUUCUCCUGAGGAAUCAGAGCAAGAAGAAACAGCACAGCUUGCACUGGUGCCUUCAGAUUCAUCACAUUUGAUGGCAGAAGCAGAGAAAGAAAACACAACAGAACUCCAGUUUGUAGAUCAAGGUAUAGUUGAUUCCACCAGAAGAGCUGAGACACAGCAAACUGAGUAUCUGGAAAUAGCGCAUUCAGAUUUGCCAUAUCCCACAAAUAAAGCAAACCAGGAAGAAUUGGCACAAGCAGAUUUGGAUAGUUCUCUUAUGUCACAUUUUGAUGAAAAAGUAGAGCAGCUGCAGCCUGUACAGCAGGAUUCACAAUGUAGAGGUAAGCUGUAUUCCUGUGCCAAGGGAAUGCAAGGAGAAACUGCUCUAUUGCAGUCAGAACAUACUGGAAGAAGACAGCAACGUAAAAGCUCACAGCUGAGGGUGGAAGAGCCAAAGGCGUCAUAUUCUGCUGGCAAAAUAGAACAACAGGAAAUAUUGCAACCAAAUUUGGAACAAGCAGAUUCACCAUAUUCCCAGAGAGAAACAGCACAAGAAGCUGUACAAAAAGACUUAGAAGGUCUGGAACCAUCAUGUUUCAUUCAUGAAGAAGAGCAGCAUGAAAAUGUACAACUAGCUUCAGAAAAUAGGGAUUUCUCAUUUACCACUGAAGGCGUAAUGCAACAGGGAGUGAAGUCACAACCUUUGGAGCCCUCACAUUCAGUUGAUAGGGCAAAGCACUGGGAAAUGGCAAAGGUGGAGCAGGAGGAGUCACUUCCCUCCUGUUCCUCUGCUGAUAGUCGGAAACAGGAAACAUCACCACUGGAUGUGGCCCAGACAGAUAUAUCAUAUUCUUUUGGCAGAAUGGAACAACAAGAUACAGUACAAAGAGAGCUGGAACAGCAGGAAACAGUCCAAGAGAAAGCUAUGCAAAUGGAAAUGGAAAACUCAAAUUUGUCAGAAACCUGGGAGAAAGAAGAGCCACUGGUCACAGACCAAGUUAAUUUGGCAAAGCAAGAGAGAGCUCAGCUGGAGCUAGAAAAUCCAUCUUUGCCAUACUCUUUUGGUGAAAAAAUGCAAGAAGAAAUGCAAACAGAACCAGCAUAUCCAGAUGAGAUAUUUUGUGUAAGUACAGAAAAGCAGGAGGAAAUGACACAACACAAAUCAGAGCAACCGUUUCUCUCGCGUUUUACUGAGCAACAAGAUAUACCUCUGGAGCUGGAGCAAACAGUUUUGCCAUCUUCUGGUGGAAAAGAAGCUCCACUGGAGAUGGAAAUGAGUUCAGAAUAUCCAGAUUUCUCAUAUUCCUUUCAUGAAUGUGAACAACAAAAAAAGAUGAAACAUCCAACCUUACCAUUUAGUUUUAAGCAACAAGAAACUGCACCACUGGUGAUGGAACAUCCAAAUUUUUCAAGUCACAGUGAUGAGGCAAAACCAGGCAACAUUGCAGAGGAGGAGACAGGACAUUCAGAGCUCUCAUACUUCAUGGGAGAACCACAGCAAGAGUCAGAGCAUUUGGAUUCACCAGGUACCCUGGGUGAAGUAGCACAAAGUCAAAGUAUGGAAGUGGAACCUAAAUACACAAAUUUGUCAUGUUCUGAUGGCCAAAGAAACCAGCAAGAAAUUUCACAAUUGGAUUCAAAAUACCCAGAUUUGUCAUUUUCCUUUGGUAAAGUCAGAGAACAAGCAACUCAAGAGUUUGAGCCUAAACAUCAAGAAUUGCCUAAAGUGGCCAGAAAAAGAGCUUCUCCAUCAAUUGCACAAAUAGAGUCAAGAUAUCCAGAUUUGACAUAUUCCCUUGGCAAAGCAAAUGAGCCAGAAAUUGCAACAUGGGAACUGAAGCAUCCUGAUUUGUCACAUUCCACUGAUGAGACAAACCAACAAGAAAUAGUAGUGUUGGAUCAGAAACAUAGAAAAAAUUCUGUUAGCAGAGAAAAGGAGCAGCAAACCACAAAAGAGAAGUUAGAGCUAGGAAAGUUACCAUAUUCUCCUGGUAAAACAGGGCAAUUAAAACAUGCCCAGGAGAACUUGGAACAGCCAGAUUUGUCAUUUUCAGUUGACAGGCCAGAUGAUGAAAUGGCUCCAGCAGGGACAGAACACGCUGAUGCGAUAUAUCCUUUGGACAAUGCAGAGGCGCCACAAAGAGUACAACAAGAAACUGAGGAAACUUACCAUUUUGGAAAAGCAGAACAGAAAACAGUUCAAACAGAAAUGGAAAUUCCCCAUUCUAUGGGGACAGCAGAAGAAAAAGAAGAAAAACAAAUGGCAGAACCAGGGCAGAGACAUCCUGACUUGCCUUAUUCUGUUUUCAAAGCAGGAGGACUGCAAGAUGCACAGCCAAAACCUGAACACUCUGGUUUAGCAAGUUCUCUUGAUCAAGUGCUGGCAGCAACCCAGCUGGGGUCAUUCUACGGACAUGAUAAAAUAGAGCAACUCCCACCUGCCCAGCUGGAGCUGGGCCACGCAGACUUGUCAACCCCAGCUCACAAAGUGGGGCAGCGAGGGAUGGAAAGCACUGCCUUGGGACAGUCUGUCAGCAGAGCAGAGCAUCCACAAGCUGCAGAAGAGAAACUAGGAGCUCCAGAUGCAUCAUCUCUUAGUGGAAAAACAGAGAAAAGAGAAAUGGAAACACCAGAGCCAAAGCAUCCUGAUUUAUCAUAUUCCAUUGAUAAAACACAAACACAAGAAACUACACAACUGUUGGUAGGAAAACCAGAUCUAUCCUCUUGUCCAGGAAAAAUAGAGCGAGCACAAACUGCUCAAGAUGAGCAGACAGGCUUCCUGCAUUCUUUCAAAAAAGCUGCACAAGGUGAGAAACGACAGUCAGAAUUGGGACAUUCACAGUUAUCUUAUUCUGUUAGUGAAGCAGAACAAGAAACUGAACAUGUAAAAUCAAACCAUUCAGAUCUAUCUGCUGGGAGAUUAGAACACCAUGAAAUCACACAAUCAGGAGCAGAAGUAAUGGAUUCAUUGUAUUCAACUGGUGAAGCACAGCAACCUCAAAUUGCUGGAGUGGAUUUGGAGUAUCCAGAUUUAUUGCAUUCCACUGGCAUAGUACAGCAGCAAGAUAAUAUUCAACCAGAGCAGGAGCAGCCAGGUGAUUUUUUGACAUCUCUCAUUAAAGAAGAACUAUGGGAAGGUACAGGAUUGCAGGCGGAACGCCCUGAGCUGCAGUGCUCAACAGAGAAAACAGAAGAGCUGCAAAGUUCCCAAGCAAAAUCAGAAUAUGCAGACUUGUCAUUCUCUGUUGACACGGCAGAACCUCAUAAAACAACAGAGCCAGAGUUGAAAGAACAUGAUUUGUUGCAUUCUUUUGACAAAACAAAGCCAUCAUGGGCUGCCCCACUGGAGUCUGAACAUCUAGACAUCUCAGAUGCCGUGGGCAGAGUACCACAUCUUUAUUUGUCCACUUCUGUUAGUGAACAAAAACGAAGUGGACAAUGGGAGGUCAAGUAUAAGGGGGGAACCUAUACAUUACACGGAGAGGACACAGUAUCACUGAAAUUGGAUCAGCCAGUGUUUUCAAGCUCACAUAGCACAGCAGAGCAGCCAAAUAAGGCUCCACUGGAAGUGGAAUUCCCAGUCUUCUCUGGCAAAAAAGAGCAACAAGAAAUGGAAAAACAAGAGUUGGAGCAUUCAGAUUUAUCAUAUUCCACUCGUAAAAUGCGGCAACAAGAAAGCACACAACUUGGGUCAGGACAACCAGAUUUGUCAUCUUGCCCUGGGAAGACAGAGCAACCACAAACUUUUCAAGUGGAAGCAGAGCAUCGGGGCUUUCUGCAUUUCACUGGCAAAACAGAACAACAAGGAACAGCACAACCAGUGGUUGAGCACCCAGAGCGGGAAUCUCCCAGUUUAUCAUAUUCCAUUUGCAAAACACUGUCACAAGAAGCCACACAAAUGGAUCUGGGGCAACAGGAUUUAAAGUAUGUGCAAAGUGAACUGGAACGUACAGGUUCAUUGUAUUCUUCUGGCAAAAGAGAACAAGAAAUGGUAUUGCCAGAGUUGCGACAGCUGUCUUACCCACCUAGAGAAACAGAGGAAUCUACAUAUCAGAAAUCUAACUAUCCAGUUGUGCCACAUUCUACUGGUCAACAAGAGCACCAGGAAAUUGAACAACUAGAGGUUGAACAAAUGGACUUAUCAGAUUCAGCUGGCAAAUCAGAACACUUACAACCUUCCCAAGAAGUGCUCCAACAGCCAGAGGUUUUGGAGGCCUUUAGCAAACUAGAGGAAAAGGGAAUGGCCCAGACUGGAUUUUUGCAUUCCCUUGAUGAAGAAAUGCAGAAACCAGUUUCACAAUUAGACUUAAUGCAAUCAGGCUUGUCACAUUUUCUUGGCAAAAGAAAAACACAGGAAACUGCACAAACAGGGUUCUUGCCUUCUGAUUUUUCAUAUUCCACAGGGGAAGCAGAGCAGUUGCAACCAGAACAACCAAAAUCAAAUAAUCCAGAUUUGUCCUCUUCUCUUGGCAAAGCAGAGAGUCAUGGAAUGAAAUCAGCAGAUUUAUUGUACUCCUAUGGCAAAGCAGAGCAGCCACAGACUGCUCAGCUGGAGCAUCCAGAGACAUCAUAUUUCACAAGUGAAAUGGAGCAGAGGGAUUGGGUAUUCAUUAAUUUGCAGUAUUCUGUUGUUGAAACAGAGCAACCAGAAACACCUGUAUCAUAUACCUUUGGCAGGACCGAGGAGCAUGGAACUGCACAACCAGACUUGGAAAAAUCAUAUUUAUUAAGUCCAACUGACAAAGCAGAAAAGCAUGAAAUGGCCCCACUGAGAGGAGGACAUUCGGAGAACCGGAACACUGUGGCUGCUUCGUCUCUAACUGUUCAGAUGAAAACUGAACAAGAUUUAUCCUUUUCUACUGGGGAAGCAGAGAGCCAAAAAAUUCAACAAUAUUCAUCUUUUCCUGAACAAACAGUGACUGUACCUUUGAGCGUUUUACAUUCUGUCUCUGAAGCAAAACCAGAAGGAAGUCCAAAGUCUUCACCUGUAACUGGAAAUUUGUCUGCCAAGCACUUAGAUUUAUCUUACAACCGCUGUAAAACAGAGCAGUCAGAAAAUACCCAGCCUGAAUCAGGUUUCUUCUUUGCGAGACAAGAAGCAGAGAAUGCAAAAAAUGAUUUACAUUUGCCUGUGGCUGCACAGCCGGAGUCUGAACAUACAGUUUUACCUGAAACAAAGAGAGAACAGACUCCACAUUACUUCUACACAGCUACGCAAUUAGAAUCUGAACAGUUAAAUUUACCAGGUUCUACAGAUAAAGCAGAAAUGCUAGAAAGUAAAGAUUAUUUAACUGUACCAUCAGAACUGGAGUCUGAACCUUCAGUUCCAUUUUAUUCUGAUGAAACGUGUGAGCAAGAAAUUCCACCUUAUUCAAAACCAGCCUCUGAGUAUUUGGUUCCCACACGGUCCCUUUCUGAACAAGAAAAGCAAAGCAUACAGCCACUUAUUCCCCAGUCUGCACAUUCAGAGUGUAAAUAUGUAAUUCCACCACAUAAUGAAAAAGAAUUGCAAAAAAAUCAGCUCUAUUCACCUAAACCGGCAAGCUUGAAGACAAUGCAGUUGGGGAGUGUCUCUGUAACGCACACAGAAAGCCAAGCUGAGCAAGAAUCUCAAGAUCAUUUCUUGGGCACAAAAUAUUUGUCAUCAGAGCAGCUAAGAAGUCCCCCCAAAUUCACUACCGAGCAGGGUAAGCAAGAAGUUCAGUCUAAUGUGCAGGCAGUGCCAAGGUCAAUGACCACAGAGUCAAAGGUGACUACUGUAGCAGAACAGCAAGCCAUGUUGUCAGAUUCAUUUGUACCUUUUCAUACAUUGCCUGAAAAGUCAGUAUCAGUGUCUUUCACUAAUGAUAAAGAGAAACAAAAUAUUCCAUCAUCUUUAUCUGACGUAGAAGGCAUAGCUGGAAAGAAAUCCACCAUAGUUUCUGGCAUUUAUACUGUGGGAGAGGGUAGACGUGAAACACAACGAUAUUUUGCAGAUCAAAAGGAUGCAUCCUCAGAGCAUCUGGGAGCUGUUUCAUCCGGUCUUGUUUAUGAAAAUGUGACAGAAAAAACUCAGAAUUAUUCUUCAGCAGAGAUCAAGUCUGUUAGCUCUAGUUCUGAUGAAAAGCAUAGUCAAGAUAAUCCAUCUUUUGGGCUAGCUAGAUGGCUCGCAGAAGAGGUGAAAGCUUGCUCAAUUAGUCCAAUAAGAGCUUCAGAAGUAGACAGGCAACUUUAUCCAAAUGAAACUUCUAAUUUUGGUUCAAAAGAAUUACCAGCCACAAGUUGCACAGAACCUACAGUUCAUGGUGCUACAAAGAACAAAGAACAGAUUUUUAGAGUUUCUGAUACAGUGUCAAGUGAUAUUUCACACAGAGUGUCCCUGGGCACUAGUCACAAAAUGCAAAAGUAUGAUUUACCAUCUCUGGUAGGAGAUAAUCAAGGUCCAGACAAAGUUCCAAAGCCUGAAACUAGCACUGGAAACCCUACAAAAACGGAAACAAUGCAACAUCUGGAGGUAUACAAAGCAUCUGAAGUGCCUGAACAUAACCUGAGAGGAGAAGAGAAAGAAAUGGAUGCGAGUACCGUCGAAUACAGUCAGAAUGCUCCAGAGACUCUUGAAGAAAAGGAUCUAUUUAAUAUAAUUUCAGAGGGUUAUGAAAUACUCAAUAUUCAUGCUCCUACACAUAUUUCUUCUGUUGAUCAAGAAGAAAGUAAACACAUGCCGGAUAAACUAGAAUACUUGGAAACAACUCCUUCAUUUAAAAGGAAAUUAACUGAUGAUGGCCAUGGAGACCUAGCUUCAGGAACAACCACAAGAUUUUCAGAAAGCUCAGUGAUGGGAAAGCCUGCAAGCCCUGGACUAAAGGAAUUGGUCAAAAAUGAUGACGUUGAGGAAACUGGAGAAACACAAGAAAAUUCCAUGUUGCCACAAAACCAAAAUAAUGCAGUGUUGGAUGCUAAUAAUGGUAUGACUGAUAUGGAUUAUUUUGAAAAAUAUACGUUGAUUGAUGACAAAUCCCCAGUUAAGCCACAUUUUGAAAGACCAAGUUCAUUGUUUCCUGUGACAGAAGAUCCCAAUGAACCUAUGGAGGAAGCUACACCUUUUAAAGAAAGCACUGAGGCAGACACUUUGGAAGAGGAGUUUUCCUUACUUGAGGAUUUAGAUGAAGUCUUUUACGGAACUGUGAAAGGAGAAAGCGAAGUGCAGUCCUGUGUAAAUGCUCCAAAUCCUUUACCUCUGCAGAAAUCAGUUGAUACUAGCAGUAAAAAGGUUACAAAUGUAGAUGAUGAACGGAAGUCACCAGGGACCCCACUUUUUGAUUCAGAAGAAGGAGUGCUAGAACGAUCUCUGUUGUUCCCUACCACUGUUGCUGCAGUUAAUCCAGAGCUUCUAGAGGAGCCACCUGCCUUGUCAUUUUUAUACAAAGACCUCUAUGCAGAAGCAGUAGGAGAAAAGACAAAGGAUGAGACUCCCUCUGAUGAGGAAAGUGGUAAUUCUAAUGUGUCUUUCCCCAGUAGAAAUUCAGACACAGAUGAUGGAACAGGAAUAUAUUUUGAAAAAUACAUUCUUAAAGAUGAAAUUCCAAGUAAGGCCAUAGGGCCCCAAAAGGAUCAGAUGCCAGAGGAUGAGUCGUUUAGUGGAGGAAUUUCAGUUCAGAUUUCAGAGGACAAACACCAGCAGGAGCCUGGUGAUGUUCAGCCUGUGAGAACUGAGGUUCUGCCAGAAAGGGGUGUUGUGGAGAGAAAGCAAUUCCAAGUUGACAGUGACAUUCAACAAACAAUUUGUAAACCAAUGCAUGCCAUUCCUUUUGGAAGCAGAGUAGUUCUUUCAGGUGCAAGAACUGAUAACACUGAACAAGGAGAAGAAGAAAAUGUACCUGUAGAAACAACUGAGGAGUUGCUAGAGCAAUCAGGUAAUCAAAUGCAAAGUGAACUAGUGGAAUGUCAGGGAGCUGCAUAUCAAGAAAGUGGUAACAAGCAGGAAGAACAUGACAUAGCAGCAGUUCCUCAAAUGGAAAAAUUUGUCCCGUAUGUCAGGACUCAUGUUGAAAACAGUGAAGAUUACCAAUAUACUCAGGAAAAUCUUUCCUGUGCCCCUAGUGUUCAGCGAGCAGAGAAGCCAGACUUGCAAAGAGAGGAGCAGCACCCUGCUGUUUAUGAAGAUCUCGCUGAGUCAAUGGACUAUGAUGUGAUUACACAAGAAGAGCUUUUGCAAGAUGAAAUAUCAUCUCAGUUAACACACGAGGAGCUAUUAUUUGAAGACAGGGAUUCUUCUGAGCAUGCUGGUGAUAGUUAUGAAUUUGUUAAUGAGCCGGAGCGAAGAACACCUGUCGAGCUUGAAGAUUCAGGCUUUGUGGUGGCAUAUCCUGAAAAAUCAGCAACAAACAUUCCUCAGGUUGAGACUCCACAAAGAGAAUUGAAGAAAGUGCAAACAGACACAUAUUGUUACCACUGCAGAUGCCCAAUAUCUGCUAUUGACAAGCUUUUUGGAGAACAUAAAGACCACGAUGUCACAACACUAGAUGAUGCUGCCGCUAAGAUGAAGGAUCGGUUAAGUGAAUUGCUGAUAGCACUGGAAGAAAAGUCAAUGAAGAUUGAAGAGUUUGUGAGUGAUAUUGAGUCUCUCUUUAACACUGUUGAGGAAAACUGUAAGAAAAAUGCAGAGUUAUUGGAAAAGCAGAAUGAAGAGAUGCUUAAGAAAGUGGUAGCACAGUAUGAUGAGAAAUCAGAGAACUUUGAGGAAGUGAAGAAGAUGAAAAUGGAGUACUUGUAUGAGCAGAUGGUUAACUUCCAGCAAACUGUUGAUUUAGCAAAGGAAACUUUAGAGACAACAGUAAAAGAAAUGGAAGAACUUGAUGGAUUUUUUUUCCUAAAUUCAUCUAAAGAAUUGAAUAAAAGGUUACUUACUGCAAUGGAUACUACUCUCUCUUUAGAAAAGGUGCCCAGUGCUUUCUCACUGUUUGAGCACUAUGCAGACAGUCCAGGACAAAGCAAUCAACAUCCCUUAAAACAUGUGGCUGUCCCACAGACACCAACUGUUGUACCUCAGGAACCAAACUCGGCAACCAGCACCUCCAUUGCUAUCUACUGGGCUGUGAACGACGGGGAUGCCAUUGACUGCUUCCAGGUCUACUGUAUGGAGGAGCCACAAGCCGGCAAAGAUGCAGGAGCUUUGGUGGAAGAGUACAGAGUGACAGUGAAGGAGAGCCACUGCAUUUUGGAGGACCUGGAGCCAGAUCACUGCUACAGCGUGUGGGUCAUGGCUGUGAAUGGCACAGGCUGUAGCUUACCCAGUGAAAAAGCCAUUUUUAAAACAGCACCUGCCAUCCCUACCAUCAAGGCUGAGGACUGCACAGUGUGUUGGGACACAGCCACUGUCCGCUGGUGUGCCACCUCAGCAUCGGCCGAGUCCUUCACCCUGGAGUACUGCCGACAGCACUCGCCGGAAGGAGAGGGUCUCAGAUCUUUUGCUGGUAUAAAGAGACCUGAACUGAAAGUAUCCCUGGAGCCCAAUGUGAACUAUUUCUUCUACUUGAGGGCUGUCAACCCAUUUGGGACAAGUGAACAAAGUGAAGCAGCUCUCAUCUCAACUAAAGGAACUCGAUUUCGCCUGCUUAGUGACACAGCCCAUCCUGCUUUGCAAAUCUCCUCCAAUGCAACUGUGAUCUGCCUUCCCAAGAAAAACAAAUUCACUGGGUUUCCUUCAGUCCUGGGUGAACUGCUGCCUGCUCGGGGACAUCAUUACUGGGAAAUCAUUGUCUCUGCCUGCAGAAACUACAGGAUUGGGAUUUGCUAUGAGGGAAUAACACAGAGCCGUGUCCUGGGGCUGAGUGAUACCUCCUGGUGCAUGCGAUGCUGUCCUACACAAACCAGCUUUCUUUACAGAUUUCUUCACACUGGUGCAAUGAGCGAUGUCCAUGUGACAGGACAGCUGGCCAGGAUUGGCAUCCUGUUGGAUUACAGUGGUGGCAGACUGUUGUUCUUCAAUGCAGAGAGAGGACUGGUGCUGUUUGCUAUCAGGCACAAAUUCACUGAUGCUGCUCACCCGGCCUUUGUCCUGGAGAAGGCUGGAGCACUUACCCUGCACACAGGCAUGGAGCUGCCAGAGUUUGUGAAGCACAGCUAA
Molecule: messenger RNA, 13038 nt
Organism: Apaloderma vittatum (bar-tailed trogon)
Lineage: Eukaryota; Metazoa; Chordata; Aves; Trogoniformes; Trogonidae
Gene: CMYA5
Product: cardiomyopathy associated 5
Molecular function (GO): protein binding
Source: RefSeq, a predicted model, not a curated record